Molecule: messenger RNA, 21903 nt
Organism: Cinara cedri
Lineage: Eukaryota; Metazoa; Arthropoda; Insecta; Hemiptera; Aphididae
Source: the annotation of a GenBank genome assembly
GAAAUCCCUUCCUUCGCCGCCAUGUUAUACAUCUGGAGUAGUUUUUUUUUUUUACUAGUUGACCAUGUUAUCAUUAUUAUCAGAACUACCAAUUCGUAACUGCGCGACGACAUAAAGACGACUGAAAAGCUCGAACAAGAUCCCGAAUAAAAAGAAAAACAAUAAAUGAAUAGAACUGCAACCACUGUGUUAAAUUUAUUGAAUAAAAUAGAUAAUCGUCAACAUUAGCUGUUUUUUUUUUGUUCUAUUGUGUUAACUAUUGGUUUUUUUUCGGUUUUUAUCGAGUGCGUUAGUCUUUUACAUUGAUUUCGAGUGGUAACAAUUUUAUAUUAUUCCGUCGUCGCUGUGGCUGCUUAAUUCGAUUUUCGUUGUUGGAUGUUAAUUAUGAUGGACGGUCACCACAUGAGAAAAUACUCGAUUUGCCUAUAGAUAGUACUGCGCGCCAUACAACGAAGUUCUCGUCAUCCAGUGUUGUUUUUUGUAGACGUCUGUUGCAUGCGAAAUGGGAGCAAAGGCCAGCACGGCCAACGGUGAUGACAACAGCACCAGCCACGGUGACCGGUCGUUUUCUUCCGGCAACGGGUCGGAUUCCGUACAGACGGCCGGGAACCCUGGGUUUAGCAUUCUACGUUCUUUGCCCAGUGCAGUGGCUAACGACAGACAGCGUGCCAGAUCGUUGUCCAGUGUACCCGACGGCCAUGAUAACAAUAGUAAUUCUACGACCCCUCGGUUCGACAUCACAGACGUCUUGGAAGCGGACAGUGGCUCAAACGACGAUCAGAAUUUAGACAGCCCUACAGUCACUGCUAAUAUCAGUCUUGGACGCGUUUAUUCGGCACAUUCGUUACCUGCACAUAUUUGGUCAUUCAAUGGUAUGCCUAAAUCUUUUUAUUUCACAAUAGGUAUUUAGUUUUUACUUAACAGACCAAACAGUUUGCCUAUUAACUAUUUACUUACCUACCUAGUAUGUUUUCAAUAUCAACAAAUAUUAUAUAAUAUCUAUGUAAGGGUUACUUUAGUUAUUAAAAAAUAAUAAUAAUAAUACUCAAUAGGUAAACUUUUUUUUGAUUAAGUUAGUAAAGGAUAGUAAGUAUUAUAAGAUAAUUUAAAAUAACAGCUUCGAAAUAUAAUCAAUUUUGUUUAGUAUUAUUUUAAAUGUUAUAUAAUCAUUUGGUAAGUUAUAAUAUUAUAUUUCACAUUAGUCUACCCCAGCUUUAAGUUUCUUAUUACUCUUUACAUUGUUUAACCAUCUUUAUUUACGUUUGACUAUUUUAUCCUACGUUAAUUUCUUUAUAUAAGUGUGGUAUAAAAUAUGAGAAAAUACAAAUACCCUUGAUGUCUACCUAUUUUACCAAUUUAUUUAUCUUUUGAUAUUUACCAACCUUAAAAUAAUUUUUCAAAUUUUAUAAUUAUUCACUAUCAAAAAUUUAAAAAAAAUCUUUGGAUAUUUUUAAAAAUAAAAGAGUACUUAUUGAAAUUUGGUAUCUAAUAGUUUUUGGUAUUUAAAUUAAUGAUAUUGUUAAAGAAGUGUUCUCUAUGGAACUGAUGAUCACUCAAUAUAGAUAAUGACAUUUCCAUCAAUUAAUUUUACAAUAAUUCUUCUUCCUCUUUAUUCUCUUUAUUAUGUAAGUAAUGCAGUAGCUACCUUCUGAUUGAGAUUUAACUGAAAUAUUGAUUGUACCUUUAUAGAUUCAAUUUGUUGAAAUUCUCAUUUAUAGGAUAAUAUUAUAAUUAUUUGCAAUUAGCACAUGUUAAGUGCAUAUUAUGUAUUACUCAUGAUGAUAAUCACACCACCAUCCUUUCUUCACUAGUAUUCACUCAACUGAUAAUGAUUUAAAUACAAUUCUCUUCGAAUAGUAGAUAAACUAACUAUUUUUGUUUUAUAGUUUCAUAGUCGAGUAAUUAGUAAUUAGUCGAAUUAUAUAUUAAUAAUACAAUUUUGAAUUUGAAAUUUUCAAAUAUUUGAGUACCAACCAAGUGUAAUUUAUUUUUUGUUUUUAUGUAGGUAUUACCUGAUGAUUUUACAAAUGAAAUAAUAAUAAUAAUUAUUCUGUUCAAUAAUUUUUAGGUUUUUUUGUUUUCUUGAAUAAUUUUAAUAUUAAUAUAAUUAUAUUAAUAGUUUUUUUCUUGUACCAAUUUUUCUCUAUUAUAUAUAUGUAUAUUUUUUUUUAAAACAAAAAAUGAAAAUUUAAAUUUAAAAAAAAAUUAGUUUUACAAAAUCCAAGAUAUUUUACAAACAUUUAUUUGAAAUAAAAUGUUGGUGUUAAAAAUAUUUACAAAUGAUGAAUAAUUAUGUUUCUAUAAUUCUUAAAGUUUAUAAAAAUCAAUAACAAAACUAUUUUUCAAUUUUAUCACUUGAUAUUUUAUAGUGACAAUGAAUAUGAUUUAAAUUAUCGUAAACUUUUAUGAUUCAUUAUUAGUAAAUGUUUAUAAAUCUAAUUUGGCGUUUCAAAAUAAAUUUAAAAAAAGGUAACCUUGAAUUUUGUAAAAAAUAUUGUAUUUUUAAUUUUAAAAGAAUCAUAGCAAAAGGGCUCUAGUAAUAGUUUCAAAAAAGAAAAAUUAAAUAUAUUUAUUAGGUAAAUGCAAUAAAGUUAUUAAAUUUAUCAAAUCUUUGUGAAGAUUGAAGUAUAAAAAAAUUAAGUGGCUCACUUAGGCAGUCACAUGGUAAGAUAGGUGUAGAUAAUCCUCUGGGUGAUUCAUUUUCUCUAAGUUUUCUAAAUAUUUUUAAAGAAUUUAAUAUUUGUGAUAAAAAUAUGUUUUAUUCAUGAUCAAAAUAUUUAUUUCAAUUUGUUUGAUAAUAUUUGUGUGUAUUAAUGCAUGGAGUUAUAAUUAUUAACUUUAAAUAUAAAAAAGUUAAAUUAAAUAUAUUUUAUGAUUUUAUUAAUUACUAUUUGAUCCUAUUGGUUAUAUGUUUAUAUUUAUAAGCUAUAAUUUGAGACAAUAUGUAUUAAAAAUCACAUAGAUAACUAAUAAUACUUGAUAUUUAAAGUCAAGUGAAAUCAUAAUAAAUUUUUUUUAUAAUUUAUAACUUUUAUCUUGGCAUUCAAUCAUUUUCAAUCAAGAGGACGUUAUACGUUAUACCCACAUAUACUGUCUCAGUCCAACUACUGAGUAACAUACAAAAACAAUGCUUGUGUAGAAUAAGUAAAAUUAGCUUAAUUUUGAUUUUAGAGUAAAAAUAUCUAUUAUGAAAUUUAUAGAGAACAAUAUUUUGGAGAGAACGUCAUAAGGUUUUUGUUUUAUUAAAAUAUACAGCUCGACAUGUAAGAUACAAAAUUUUUUUUUUUAAUAGUUCACAAUUCAAAAAACACAUAUGACAUUCUCUUCAAAAUAUUGUUCGCAAUAAAUUUCAUAAUGGAUACUUUUACUUUAAAAUCAAAAUUAAGCUAAUUUUACGUAUUCUGCGUAAGCAUUGUUUUUGCAUGUUACCUGUAGUUGGACUGAAACAGUAUAUGUGAGUAUAAUAAUACUCUUCUUAAUACUCAUAUUUCAAGUUGCUUUUUUUUUUUUCUAAAAAUUUGUAAUGUUUUAAAAUAGAGAUUCAGUAUACUAUAAUGUUUUGAAAAUAUACAUUAUCAUCUUAAAUAUAUCUUGUUUAUAGAAGAAAGAAAAUUUGAUUUUCAAGUAUAAAUUAAUUUAUAUUCUUCAUGAAAAAUUUUAAAUAGCUAAAAGUCUUAAUUAAACAGUUUAUUUAUUUAUUGAUAAAAAUACAAUUUAGGGUCAAGUGGAGAUAUAGAACGAGGGUAGCCGACCCGGAAUGUAAUUGUAAAAUUAUUUAUUCAGAAUGAGCACCUUAAGUACAAAUUAUGAAUUUAUUUUUAUUAUUAAUUUAUAAAAUGUACCAUUUAUCUCUCACGUGUAUAUUGCAAUAAUUGGAAAUUCUGUUAAAAUAUUAUAUUACAAAUUACAAUAGUAUUUAAGAAUUGUAGAAAAAUUUAUUACAAAUGAACCAAUCUGGAUGUGCCUAAAAGGACUGGCAUUCAAUUUUCACUGCCCCAAAUACUAAUAUUGUAGUUAUAUAAUUUUUGUAAAUAUUGACACUUUUUCUAUUUUAAUAGUGUACAAAAAUUAUACCAGAAAUCUUGCUCCGAUUUACAUUAAUAACACUUUUUCUAAAAGAAAAUCUGACUGAGGAGGUACUUUAGGGAGGUCGAUUUUUCCAGUAUAUGUGAACAACCGAGAAAACACAGGAAAAUCGGCGAAAUCUGAUCAAUAUUAAUAAAAUAUCAGUAAAGAAAAUAGUGCUUAUCUAAUUAUUUUACCAUAAUAUAACAUAUAGGUAUAUUGUUGACAAAGCAUCACUAUCAACUGAACUCUCAAAAUCGAUUUUCUGUUAGCAAUGGUUUAUCGAUGCUUACACAUUUACAUUAAAUUAACUUCUGUAUCCUACUUUCCCUACUUCCCACCUACAACAGUGACUACACCCGUCCCCCGCAAUGAAAUGGCUGCAUACUAUCAGUACCUAUGUAAUGUCUGUUUGAUAAACAUUCUGUAUGAAUCAUAUGUUUUAGAUUUAGAAUUUUUAGUUGUGAUGAAAAUAUUAAAUGUAUACAUAUUUCUAUAAAUUAAUAAUACAUAGAUAGCCUUUGUAAUUGUUAUACCAUUUCUGUUAACAAUAAUUCAUUUUAAGAAAUCUGAGUUGCUUAAAUUGUGAAUUAGGACAUAAUUUGGAAUAGAUGAGUUAUAUAUUCUAAUAAAUUAGUCCCUCUAGUGAUAUUUCAUGUUAUGAUUAUUUUGUUUUUAAUAAAAGUUUAUUUUUUUUUUAAUACCCAACAGCAAUUUUUCACAUGUUUAUUUAUUUCCCUAAAAAAUAAAAAAAAAUAUCUAUUGAUUUUGUUUGAUAGCUAAAUGAGUAUGAAUUAUUGUGCAGUUUUUCGAGAAUUGUUUUUAAUAACAAAAUCUGUAUUCUGUAUAAUAUUAAAUUAACAUCGUAUACUCGUAGUGGAGUGGAGUGAGGAGAUUACUGUACGCGGUAACUGGUCUACAUUGUAAUUCGUUCAGAUCCCCGCCACAUGUUGAACUUCCUUAUUCCAAUCGGUUCUCUUUCUCUUAGUAUACACACGCUACAACUCUAGAUAUGUCUACGAUGUACACUGUAUAUAAACAAGUGGUGUGGUAUGACUGCGUUAUUUUUGGUCUAGUAAUAGCAGUUUUCACUGCUCCCGCGCGUGUACAAUAAUAUGUUUUAUAGUUUUCUUCGUGGGUAUUAUAACAGGUGGACCAAAUCUAGUUUACGACCCAAACUUGUUUUUCAAAUUUUUUUAUUUUUUUUCAAAAUGUGUGUUUUAACCUGUACAUUAAGAAUCUGAAAAAAAAGUCGAACGAACUUCGUUUGAAAGUUAUGGAGAAAACUUCAAGAAGUUCUGGUUUUCCGAUUCGUGUAUUUCUUAGUUAGAAUUUAAUAUGCUAAUGCUAAUUCAUUAGUAUAAUCGAAACUUACCUAUCAUACUUACUCUUACAGUUAUUGUACAUAAACCGUGAAAAAUAGCAUUUUCGGAAUUAAUUAAAAAUGUGGUCUAAAAUAGACAUUUUUUCUAUUAUUAUUUUUAAUUAUUGAUAUAUUUUAAACAAAGUUUUUUUUAUUGAAGUCAGAAUAAGUCUAUCUGGCUUAGUUUUAGAGUUACAAACGUUCGUGUUUCACUGCGCUCACUCAGACAAUUUUAAUCGAAAAUAACCCUCGAUUUGUGCAAAACUACGUCGGGUAGGUAACAGGGUAAACGUUAGUCUAAUUUACUGGCUAUAUAGCAGAAUUAUGUUACUUAGAAUGCAAAUAGUUUCGUUGAAACUCAAAUAAUAAACAUUAAAGAAGAAAUUAUUUUUGAUGGGUUGAGAAGCUUUUACUAAAAAAAUUGUUGUACAAAAAAGUUAUAUUAUUAAAUAUUAUUUUAAACGGAUUUUACACAAAUUUUUACUUGUAAUGUGGUCACAUUGAUUUGAGGUAGAUAAAGUUUGUUUAAAUUUUAGAGAAAUACAUUGUUCUACUAAGUGCAUCAUCUCGCUUCAUAUAGUUAGUGGUUAUACUAGGUAAGAGUGUUUUUUUUUCUGUCUGGGAACAACUUUUUACUAAAAAUCGUGUUCAAAUCAAAAAUUAACAAUUGACCUUUUUUGUUGAAUUUUGGAUUUAGUUGGUAUUUGGAGGUCAUUUUUGUAUUUUAUAAGCGAUUUUCGUAAUAAUUCAUCUCGAAUUAAAAAUUAUCAUUUUUCGAAAAAAACUUUAUAGAAUAUUUUAGUUGACAACAAAUAUCCAUUGAACUACGAUUUAAACAAAAGCUAUCCUAGGAUAAUGGAGACGGGUACAGCCACUGUUAUAGGUAAUUUAAUGUAUAUCUGUAAGCAACGAUGAAUCAUUGCUAACGAUAAAACGAUUUUGAGCGGUUUUCAGUUGAUUGGCCAAAUAUUAUACCUAUUUUCUCAUUUAUUAUGAAAACUCCUUACAAAAUGAAAAAAUAGUGUCCCUAAAUUACCUCCCCAGUCAAAUUUUCUCUUAGAAAAAAUAUACCUAUUAUCAUUGUAAAUCGGAGCAAAAUUUCUGGUAGAAAAGUAAUCCACAGAAAAAAAGACCGUAAUAUUGUUUUAAUAAGGCAUUUUGUACAUUCUCCCGUUUUUUCCAUUUGUUGAGAAAAUCAAAAAAUGACCUUCCUUUAGUCCCCAUUAGUAUUAAAAGAAUGUUUCUAUUAUAAUUAUAUUAUCUCAUUAUUUUUUUUAAUGAAAAUUAGUGAUACUUAAAUUAAUUAAUUAUCUAUAUAUAUUAACCUGGGUCCUAGAUCCUAUAUCACACAGUGACAUAACCAUAUGUUAUUUUAUUAAUUACUAGCUGUGCUAGCGUUGCCCGUGCCAAUUUUUUUUUGUUAUUUCUUUUUGGUUUUGAUCGUGUCAGUAUCAAAUGAAAAUUAAUGGGUGGAAAAUGUGUAGUCCUCCGACGGAUUACAGUGUUCUGUUUUCAUAUUUUUUCAUAAUUUGCAUAUUAAAAAUAUUUUUUUAUUUUUUUUUUUUUUGGGGGGGGGGAGGUGAAUUUUAAAAGAAGUGAAGCCUAAUCUAACCUAUCGGGGAAUGGAAGAGCGCGAGUACUGCAUUACUCAUCACUCACAGAUGACACGGCGUUCAUUUUGUAUUUUUAUUUGGGUAUUUGCCAACAAUUUAUUGAUAUGUGUGUUAAUAUAAAACUAAUAACUCGAUUGUUAAUCUAUUUGUGUAAAAAAAAAAAGACAUACUUCGCACGUUGGGUGGGUCACUGUUGUAGGCGAGAAGUUGGUAAGGUAGGAUAUAGAAGGGAACUUAAUUUUUAUCUGUAUGCUAUGAUUGAUCUUUGCUAACGAAAAACAAUUCUGAGCGGAGGAGUAUAUUGUAUCGGUUAUACAUAUUUUUAAAGGCCGUAAUAUUGUAAAAAUUUGACACUAAAAUUCUUUUAAAAAAAAAUUCUUCAUUACUUAAAUUUUUCUUUUUUGACCACAAAGUACGACUUAUUUCUUCAUUUUCUAAGCAUUUUUGUUUAGUCUAACAAUUUUAUCCACAGAGUACUUAUAGAAUCAAAAUUGCGUAAUAAACUUGCAAAAUUAAAAUGUAGGAAUGGGUCAAAGACUUGCAAUUUAUUACUCUUCCCUACUCCGGUCUAAACUUUAAACUCUUAUAACACAUAAACAGUAAAUCUGAUAUUAGUGUUUUGCAUAUCAAAAUUUCUAGAAAAAUAUUUUCUAUUUAAAUCUGUUUCCAAAAGGGGGAUUUUUGUUUGAAAAUCAAAAGUUUGUAUUUAUUUAAGGUACAUACAAUUUUUAAAAUAAAGCUUAAACAAUUCCAUAAUUAUUAGAAAAAACAGAAAUCGAAUUCACUUAAAAUCCUCUGAGAUAAUUGCUGAUUCAUGAUAAAAAAUCACUCUGUAUAAUGAAAUAAAAAGAACGAGGGUGCAGCCACUUUUUUUUAAAGUUUUUUAAAGUUAGGAAGGUAGGAUAAUGACGGGAAUUUAAUGUAUGUCUCUAAGCGGCGGUAAACCAUUGUAACAAAAAAAAAAACCGUUCUUAACGGAAUUCAGUUGAUAGUGUUGCUUUGUCAAAAAUAUAUAUCAUAAUAUUAAUAAUUUAUUGUUGUAAAUUGAGAUUUUCAUACAAAACCACCAUCCUAAUUUAUAUUUCCAGUGGCUUUUCCAAAAAUUGUUUUUUAUGACAGCCUUUUUCUAAUAAUUAAGAACACAAGAACAAAAUCAGCCUAAUCGGUCCAUCUGUUUUCAAGUUAUGGCGUCACCAAAAAACUAUCGAUUCAUUUUUAUAUAAUAUAUAGGUUAUAGGUAUUUAUUCACAUUUGUAUUUAUUUAGGCCCCUAUGCAAUAAAUUUUAAUUUCUAUAUUUGAUAAAACAUUUGUGUAAUCUGAUAUAUUUCUUUCUUGAAUGAUAAUCUUGUUAUGAUAUGAUCUAAUCUGAACCUAUGGUUAAGUUAUAUUCUACAAUUUUAUUUUUAGAUUUAAUAUUUUUUGUACAUUUAUUUUCGGAUUUUGUUUAGGUCAUCCUAAAAACGAAUUCCACGAAAAGUUAAUAUUUUCCGAGUGUCUAGGUUAUGUUAAUCACAAUAUAUCAACAAAAUAUUAUUUAUGUUAUUUUAUGUUUAAUAUUUUUUACAUCACGGGUUUAAAAUUAAUAAUUCUAAAUGGUUGAUUAAAUUAAAAUGUAAUAAAUGUAGGUAGUUACUUGUGUAUAAUAAUUAUUUAUUAUAGCUUAAAAUAAUUUCAAGAAAAACUAAAACCUGUGGCUUAAUUAUUAUGAAUACUUAUUUUUAAAACUAUCCAAUUUUCGUUAAUCAAAAUUUUAUCUAAUAAUAUGAUGAACUAUAAUUGAUACAAAAACCAGAUGUUUAUUAUUUGCAGUGGUGGAUUUAGCGUCAGGCAAAGUUGCUUUGGGCGACAACUUUACGCCUUUUUUUUUUGAGAAUACUAGUUUUUUUUUUUUUAGAUUUUGUAAGGUAAUUUUUAAUUUUUACAAUUGAACGAAACUAUUUACCUAUAAUUUAUAGUAAUACAUUUUCUUAAUCCAAAAGCUAUUUUAAUUUUAUGCAUAUUUAUCAAGUGUUGGUUAUUACACACUAUGUGUACAAAAAAAAAAAACAACUUUUUAAAGAAAGAUAAAAUUGUAUUAAUUUUUUUUUUCGUAACUAUGAAAUAGAAAGCGGCCGAGUCUACUCCUUAAUCUACCUUAUUAGAGAAUUAGGUAUUAUCCAUGUAUUUAUUCAGAUUUGAUAUUCGAUUAUUUUCAACACAACUUUCAAGGCGGAUAGAUUUAAUAUUCGGAUAUUAUUGAUGAGUAAACAUUACAUUUUAUAAACAAUAUUUGUUUGAUUAGAAUAUUUUAUAUAAUGCAUUUUUUUUUCAAUAGUUAUGUUAAAUAAAUACCUUAAAAUUCGUUUUCUCAUUGAAAAGUUUAAUAGGGCGACAAAAUAAAAUUUUCCUAGGGGCGGCAAUUGUUUAAAUCCAUCUCUGAAUAUUUGUUAGGUUUCACUUGUCUAUAGAGUAUGCAUACUCAUGUACCUAUUCUAUGCGCAUUGCACAUGUAGUUAUUCCAGCAACUAACAUCUGAUGAUGAUGUGAUUUAUAAUAUUGUGUUAAAUUAGAAUUUGCUAAUAAAUAUUACCCAUUUACAAAAUCAUUAUUUAUUAUCCUCGUUUGCAACUAAUUCGUUCGGUUUAAGUAAAAGUAGUUUUAAAAUUUAAAUUAUUGUGUUGAAACAUACUAGAAAACAGCAAUUUAAAUUAUUAAAUAAUGUAUCUCCAUGUCUCCAAUGAAAAUAUUUUAAAGUAUUUAAACUUAACCUACUCACUACUACAAGUCAAUAAUUUGUUGAUUAAAUACAUGAUUAAUAUAAUGUUACAAAUAUAAUAUUAAUAUUAUAAUAAUUGUUAUUGCAGUAUCAGAGAAAUAUCCACUGUUGUUUUUAAUUAUUCUGUACGUUCUGUGAUUUAUAACCACCACGUGUUUUUUGUCCAAAGUUUAUGAUUUUGUAGUCAACAGUAUUAUUUUGUUAUUGGCUAUUUCAUAUUCUGAGUGGGGAGUAUAACAAUAUUUGUACGUCUAAAUACGUCAAUGGUUAUGUUCUUGAAACAUGAAAUUUAAGAAAAAUCUAUAAUUUCCUAAUGUUAGAUACAUAUAUUACACUGUUACCCAUCGGCUACCACUCUUCUAUAUUAUUAUUGUUUCCUAUGAAUUAUUUACUAUUUAUUGGUAUUAAAUGAAUUUUUAGCCUUGAUAAAUUAACAAAUAAGCCAUUGAAUUUUUAUGAAAUAUCACCAGGCGUCAAACAUAAGGAAAACAAGGACAUUUAUUUUGAAAUAAUGCCUUAAUAUCUUUGUCAUUUACACUUGUAGACUACUUUUUUUUCUUACUAUUUGGCUAUUGUGGUCAUACUUUUAUAGGAAAAAUCUUUAAAAUUGUUGUAGUUUUGAUCUUGGGUUAUUGAUUGCCUUUAACAAUAAUAAAAAAAUAAUUGUCAUAAUGAUUUCGUAUUCAUAUAAUCAUAAUAUUCAUUAAAACAUUAUAAUAUUUAGUUUAGUUUUAUUUUGAAAAUAAAUUGUGCUUGUGCAAUAAAAAUAACUAUACUGUUUUUUUUUGUUUUGACUAAAAAGUUUAGGUGUCAAUGUGUCAAGGGCUAAUUUUAAGUGUUCCACAGAAAAAAUGUAUGGCCUCAAGUGCGCUCUUCCUACCCCAUAAAAAAUGAUUAGUGCUAUCUCUAUGAAUGAGAUAAGUGAGGAGAUAAGUAUACUGUCUCAGUAGGUAAUUAAUACUUUUAGGAUUACCUAAAAGUAUAUAUAUAAACAAUAAUUUAAAGAAAUCAUAAAUUUUAAGAGUUGUUAAACUAGAUCUAGACCAUUUAAGGAACGAUAACACAAAUCAAACAUCAAAAUUCUCAAAAUAUAUUCAUGUCUUACACAAACAUAUUAGUAGCAUACUCUGACAGAUUUUUUUUCAAUAUCAUGGCAUAAUAUGAUUUCAUCAUGAAAAAUUCAAAGUUAGAGAUUAUAUCAGAGAAGAAAAUAACAUUUUAUUUAAGAUAAAAUAUAAGAUUGUAGCUUUAUUUUUAGAACUGUCUUGAUUUUGAUUGUUUUUUAUUGUCUUAACUAACAUACACUGGUAUGUUUAACCUGUGUUUUAUAAACCGAAUAAUUGUUUUUAAUAAACCUUUAUGUUCUUUUAAAUUGUAUUAUACUGUUUGUCUUUAUAAUUACACGUUGAAUGCAUUUGCAAGUUAUAAUACAUUAAAAAUAGAAAACAAAUUAUAAAUCUAGAAAAAAAAAAAAAUUAAAUAAUGAAUUAAUAGUUAUAAUCUGUUAAUUAUUGUCCAUAUUUUUGUUCCAAACAACAGACCUUAUCAAAUAUUUAAAUGUGAAGCAUUAAAAAAUAAAAAAUGUUAUCUAUAUUUAAUUCUGUAUUUAAUAUUUUUAAAAUAAUGAGUGGCUGACUAUCUUUUGCCUUCUUUCUCUCUCUGAUCUCUCAAUAAUUUAAUACACGAACAUGCAUUUUUUUUUUCUUUUAAAAAUUUAAAUUGUAUCAUUAUUAUUAUGUAUGUGUUAUGUAUAUCUUGUAACAACUAGUUUAUGUGAAUGAUAUAUGUUAAAUUUUAACAUAGAAAAUUUAUUAAUGUUUGAUAGUUGGAAAAGAAUUGAGAAAUUUGAAUUAAUAUUUAAAGCUUAGAGUUUGUUUUUAAGAUAUUUUAUCUUAAAAGGAAAGCUAUAUUAUUUUUAUAAUGAUGUUUUAUUGUUUUUUUCAGAAAAAAAAACUGUGUUGUAAAAAAGCUUAAAAAGUUAAAAUAAAAAAAGGUUUUCUUGGAUAAUUGAGAUUGAUGCAACCUCUGUUGUAGGUGGGAAGUUGAGAAGGUAGCAUAGACAGGACUUUAAUGUAUACAAUAAAAAAUGAUUCUGAGCAGAGUUUGGUUGAUAGUGUUGCUUUAUCAACAAUAUACAUGUUAUAUUAUACCUAUACAUUAAACAUUUUCUUUAAUAAUAUUUGUUUAAUAUUGUACCUAUUUUCCUAUUUUUCCUAUGUUUCCUAUUUAUUGGGAAAAUCAAAAAUAACCCCCCUAAAAUAUCUCCCUAGUCAGAUUUUCUUUUAGAAAAAGUACUAUCGCUGUAAAUUGGAGCAAAAUUUAUCACAGGAAAAUAAGUAUAAUAUUAAAUAAAUAUUAUUAAAGAAAAUGUUUAAUGCAUAUGUAAUUAUUUUACCAAAAUAUGACACAUAUAUUGUUGACAAAGCAACACUAUCAACCGAACUCUGCUUAGAAUCCGUUAAUAAUGGUUAAUUUUUGCUUGCAGAUAUACAUUAAAUUCCCGUCUAAAUCCUACCUUCCCAAUUUUCCACCUACAACAGUGACUGCAUUCAUCGCCAUUAUCCUAGGACAGCUUUUUAAUAUUCAUAUUAUUAUAUGUUGGAAGAAAUAGAACGAGGUUGCUUGUUUAACGGUUUUAAAUCUAACAUUGAUUCUAGUUUCAAGAUAAUAUUUGAUUUUUCUACUUUUGUUAAAAACGUAGUAUGAUGGUCAAAAUAACCAUCGUCUUAGAUGUUCUCUUUUCCACCUUUUGUGGCAUUCAAAAACGCGAGCUCAUAAAAAGUAUUCUUCACUAAAAAUUUCGGUCAACAUCCAAAUCGAUUCCACGAUAGUUUUUUUUUAAUUUCAUAAGAAAUUUAAUGUUAGCACCUUGUUCAAUUUUUAAAAAUAACAUUUUCCCAGUAAAAUAGUUGAACACACUAAUAACAAGGCAAAUAAAUAUAAGAAAAAUAAAUAAAUUUCAUAAAUACUAAUAAUACUCUUAGGUAAGUGUUUCUUAAUCACAUUUUAAUAAUCAAUUUAUAGAUAAAGUUCAUAGAUUAGCUUAUAUUUAGAAAGUUCCAUUUCUGUACAUAUUUCUGUGCAUUAUAAGAAUAAUAUAAUAUUACUGAGUUAUUAUUGUAUUAGUAUUUACUAAUUGUAGGCAUAUAAUUAACAAUAUAAUUCACUAUACCUACGUGUAUAUUUUUAAAUGAUAUUAUUAGACACCGUAAAUAUUAUUUGUUUUAGGAAUUAAAUGUCCAGUUUGUUCAAAGUUUGUUUUGCCAGAUGAGAUAGAGGUACAUCUCGUUAUGUGCUUGACCAAACCUAGACUGAUUUACAAUGGUAAGUUAAUUUGUUUAAUGAUCCAUGUGGUUAAUUCAAAAUUAAUGCACACGUCUUAUUAAAAAUACACUGUAUGUUUUAUUGAUUGUAAUAUAACCUUACAAUAUAACCGUUAUAUUGUAAUUAAAUCUCAGUUUGUUAAAAUUAUUAUACACAAAUUUGUCUAAUAUUUUUGUGUUAUUUUGUAGAAGACGUUCUAAACGACGAUAAAGGUGAAUGUGUCAUAUGUUUAGAAGAACUGACACAAGGUGAUACUAUAGCUAGGCUUCCUUGCCUUUGCAUAUACCAUAAAACGUAAGUUAAAUUUAAAUAUUAAUUUUGUUAUAUUUUUAAGCUAUAUGCUAUAGUGUUUUUAAAUGGUGUUUUAAUACCUAACUUUUACAAAAUAAUAAAAGUACAAAAUACUACUCUUUUCAACUGCUCUAACUGUAUAGUUUCACUGAUUUACCAUAUCAUCUCUAGUACUUUGUUUUUAGUUUUGCAUAGUUAGCAUAAUAUUGAAGGGUAAAAUACGAGCAUAUAUGUUUGUACAAUAAAUUAGUUCAGUUGGAAGUUAAGUCCUAACAAUAAUCGAGUCUUAAUAAUAUGAUUGCGUGUAUAAUUUUAAUAUUUUUUCUAAAUUAUUAUCAAUCCCCACAUAACACUCAUACAUACCUUUAUUUGUUACUGGCAUUACCACCCUAGAAGUUUAAAGUUACUUAUAAUGUGUAUUGGUUGUUGUAAUUGGAAUAAAUUUUAUUGUUGUUGAAUUAUGUUUAAUUAUAUUAGUGACAAACACAUGUCUUAAGUCUGUAAAAUAUAACUUUGAGAUCUUUGUGUAUAUCAGUCCAAUGACUCAAUCCUAAAGGCCAGUUAGUGUAGUUGAAAAGCCACUCAACUACUUUGACUAAAUGGGUAGGACUAAGUAUAAAUAUUUAUAGCGCUAUAUGUACCAUCUAGGAAACUAAGGAGGUGAGUUGUACAUUUUAAUUCUAUUGUUGGAUAUUUCUUGUAUUGACCAAACUUUUUAAACAUUAUUUUUAUUUGUUUCUAAUAAAUAUUGAGGUAUGCUGAGAUAAGAAUUUGUAUUAGAUUCUAAGUAGAGCUAAAAAGCUUAUAAUUUUACAAAUAUGUUUUUUUUUUUUUGUGACAACUUUUCUACCUUGUACUCUUGUACACUGUCCAUCCAUUUGACGUGUUUCCUUUUAUAAAGCACCUAAUAAUUGAUUAUUUGAUCUCAUUUCUACUAUUCAGAAUUAUGUAUUCUCAGGGCCUUGUAUUUUCCUCUCAAAUCUUUGGAGCUUUCCUUUGUCACUCUUCGUAAUGGCUCACGUGACACAGGCAUAUGUAAGGACUGGUUACACGUAGCUAAUAUAUAGUUGUUCUCCUGUGUUUUUUGAUAUAAGUUUUGACCUAAAAAGAUUUGAUAAAGCAUAGUAACACCUUUUUCGUUGUGGAUGUCUUGUAUUUAUUUCACCUUACAGAGAAUUUCACCUAUCUAAAUUGAAAUCAUUCCUAGAUAUUUAAACUCUUGUGUAUGUUCUAUUCUAUUGUUUUUUAUACAUGGUAAAUUUUCCUAUUUUCUUAUCAUCAUGUAUUUUGAUUUUCCCAAGUUAACUGUUAAACCAAUACUUUCUCUUGGUUUCAUCAUUUCCAUCAUGUUCUUUUUCACUUAAUUUUGUUUUUUCCCUGUAAUCACAAUAUUAUCAGCAUAUGCAAGUAUUAUAUUUUCAUUUCUUAAUAUCAUUGAUUCUGUUAGUGGAACUUUCUGUACACACUAAUGCGAGGUUGAAUAGUACCGGUGACAUUGUGGUGAUCUUAUUGUAUUCUGUUUGUAAUCGUAAAGGCAGGUGACAAAACAUUCUUAAAUUUGACACUGCUAUUGGUUUUUGUGUUGCAUAUAUUUAUCAAUGUGAUAAUCGUUAGAUUACAAGUCAAUGUUGAUGUAAUUAAAAUUUGAAACUUAACUUGGUACAUCGUGAUUAAACUUUUAAUUUAAUGAAAUAUGAAAAAGUAAAUGUAGUACACAUUUUAUGUAAUUUAAAGUAUGUGAAUCUGAUAUCUGAAUUUUGAAAUUUUAGUUUAUUUGUCUAGGGUGUCUGGUAUUUUUCAACUUAAUCAUUUAUUUUUAAUGUAAAAAGUUAUUUAAUUGACCUUGAUAAAUAGUUAGUAUUUUUAUGUAGAAAUACUAAGAAAUGAAAAGAAUGAUUAAAAAAAAAAAAACGAGAAAUAGAAAAAAAAAUGUUUGUUUUAAUAAUUAAAUAGAUUAUUAAAUGGUUACAAUCCAACACAGCAUGCAGACAACGAUUAAACAUAACAUUAGUGAUAAUAAUAAUUAACAGUACACAUAAUAAUAAUAAUAAUAAUACGAGAAUUGAUAAAAUAGAGCAAAACAAAAUUAUUAUUACUAUUAUAAAAUACGUCUCAUGAAUUAUUCAAUAUGUUAUGACGUUACUGCAGGUAAAAUGUACAUUUUCUUUAAAACAUGAAACACAGUAGCAAGGUGAUUGCUUAUAUUUUAUUGUAUAGUUUUUCGAAUAUUGUUAUUUUUUUUAUUCAAUAUUCUUUUUAAUAUUAUUACAAUUAUUGUUCUUUUCAAUAUCUAAUAUAUUUCAUCAAUUUAAGAACAAUCAUUUAUUUAUGUUUUAAAACAAACUUAUUUUAUAAAAUCAUAUUCACUAAUAUUAAAUAUCUACUUCAAUAACAGUUAAUAUUGUAAACACUUGUAUUGUCAAAUAUUUUUAUUGGGUUUAUCGAGCACUAAUACUUGACAUAGUACAAAAUUAAAUAUGUUAUUUAAUUUCCAUUGCCGUAAGAAUUCUAGGUAAAUUUUAUUAAAUACAUUACUGUGGAAAAAAAUACAAAGUCUGUCCUAUAGUAAAUAAUUAUAGAAUUUAAAUUAUACAUACAUAAUUAUUGUAGUAUUACUAUAUCAAUAUAUUAAUGUCCAUUUAUGCUAAGUCUACAUAGACCUAACCUAACCUACAUUGUAGACGGACAAAAAACGAUCAACAAAUUACACCAUACCAAGGUCAUCAACACUAAAUACAAUAAAUUUCAUUCGAAUCUGAUAAUUUAUACUUAUAUGUGGUAAUGUAAUUUGUCUUAUUUCACUUUACAUUACAAUGUAUGCCUCGAUGUACGCAUUUGGUUGUAUAUAUUUGUUUGUUUAUCUAAUUUCUCAAAACAUUUCUGUUAAAGUAUUUAUAUAAUAUUUGGCUCUAUAUUGAUAUAUAGAUAACAGCAAAUAGGCACUUAAUAUCUGUGUUUAUAUUAUUGUUAAGUUAACAUAAAUGUAUUUAAAAAGGUUUCCUGAAUGCUUAGUUUCUGAGCGUAAAGAUGAUUAUUGAUUUUAUGAUAUGUGUGUGUGGGUUUUUUUUUCUCUAUUAACAACUUUUACUAGAAAUUGAUGAUCAACUCCAGCUUCUGGUAGUAAUUUUUGUCUUGUUAGUGCAUAGAGAAAGCAAUUUUUUGAUUUACCUUGUAAACCUUUUCUUAAAAAUUUAGAAAAUUUAUACAACAAUGGGUUGUCCUGUUAUUUUGUAUUUAAAUUCAGUUGAAAAUAAUUUGAAACCUGAAUUAUCACUGAAAACUUGUAUCAUUCCUUUCUAAGCUUCUUAACAUAUUCAAAAUGUUCUGGUAAUAUUUAAGCUAUUUAUAGCCAUUUGAAAUUGGGGAUUUUGUUUAAUUUUUAUUGAGUUUUAUGCAGAUAAGAUUAUUUUGGGUUUUCUAAAAUUAUUGAAAAUUUUACAUGAGCUUCAUUAUAAGUCGUACAUAGUGAUAAACAAAAAUGAGUAUAAUGAAUUGUAAUUUUAAUUUUUUUUUUAUAAGAGUUUAAAGAAUGUAUAGAUUACAAAUGUUUUAAUAUUUUAUUAAUUAUUUUAUAGUAUAAGAUUUAAAAGUUAAAUGUUGAGUUGAUUAUAUUAUUAAUAUUAGAUACAUUUGUUUUUUAAGAGAAAACUUCUUUUGUACCUUUGUACUUCCUUAAAUUGUGUAUUGAAAAAAAGGAAUUAUAAUUAUAAUAAUUAUUGUUAUAAUUGAUUUAAAAAUAUUUAAAAUAGAUUCUUAUAUUGAGUAGAAUAAAUAAUUUUUUCAUAGUAUAACGGAAAAUAUAAUAUUAUAAUUUAUAGCUUAUGUUAUGCGAGAAAUUAAUAUUUAGAUUACAAUUUAGUGUUACAUAUAAUUUAAUUUAGGGGUCGAUACAUGAUUCUAGACCUGUAUCGUUUUUUUUUGAAAACCAUUAAUUUCGGAGAAAAAUUUAUAUUAUGAAAAAAGUAUUAAUAUUCAUUGAGUUUUCUAUCAAUAUAUCGGUUAAUUUCAAUGUUAACUCAUGUUUUUCUAUUUUGGAUAUCUGGUAUUGGUUUUAUAUCAGAAUACCGGAUAUCGAUAAAAAGUGGUAUUGGCCUAUCCUUACAAUUUAUGAUAAAAUGAAUCAGUAGAUGCCCACUACAUGGUACAUUUUGUUAAUAUUAUUACAAAAUAUGUGUAUUCGUAAGCGUACACUAAUCUCAUAAAUUGUUAAUAUUAAAAAUGACGGCAUUUGAUAGAUAUCACAAGUCAAAUAAUAAACGUUAGUUUAAAAAUUUAUCAUUGUCAAUGUCUGCUAAAAAUGAUACACAAAUUUUGUAUAACACAACAACACAUUAUGUAAACGAAUUUUCAUUUAUGAUUUUAUAUAUGUUUAUACGUUGUCUAUAACACAAAUCAUACAUACAUAACAAUAAUGCGUACCUAUUCGAUUGGUUUGAUAAGUAUAUUGUCCGUAUACAGUGAAUUACAUAAAAAGAUUGUUGACCUAGGAAGUGCUUGGGUCGUUGUGUGAACUUAACCGCAUUGUGAUUUUAAGGGGGGAGAUAGUUUGAACGUACGUCCAUACAAGUAUUAUGCGUCUAUUGCGGAGUUUCAAGGUUUUUUUUUUUUAAUUUCAAUUUUUUCACACGGCUUAUAUAUUACGUUCGGUGUCCCCGGUAUAAUUUGUUUAUAGAUCGAUUUUAUUGAUUUUAUGACACGUAAAUAAUUUUCGGUAAAAAUUAUCGCUCUUAAAUUCUUUAUUUCGAGCAUAUACCUGAUAAUGAGAUUAUGACACUACCAUUUUUAAUAUAUAUUAUGUAUUAGUCGAUAUUGAAGUAAUAAAGAUAUAUAUUAUGGUUAAUUAUUCAUAUAAAAUACCAAUUAUUGCAUUAAAAAAAAAAAAAAAUAUGUCAUACUAAUUGUACAAAGUGAUCUAUUUAUAAGUGGCUACAUUCGAUAUUUAGAAGUUUUAAAUUUUUCAAAGAAAAAAAAUAUUACAUUCAUUUUAUUUUUUAUUGUUUUAUAUAGAUGGAGUAUUAGUUAAAAUUAAUUUUAGUGUUAAAAUUCCGUCGAUCCGUUUACGAGAUAUUCCACUUUUAAAUUUGGGUUGGAGGAGAGUAGUGGUGUAACAUUUAUGAGGCGGUACGACGCCCGACGUGUUAAUAAUGCACCACUUCUCUUUUCCAAACUAAAAUCCAAUUUGAACAGAUAACUCAUAUUUGCUUUUUCUAGACGUGGUAAAAUUUUCAAAUGCCCUACUUUGUGAUCAAAAAAAAAAAAAAAUGAAUAAUGUUGUAAUUUUUUUCAUAAAAAUUCUAGUAUCAAUUUUUGACGAAAAUCAUAAAUAUUUGAUAAUAAUUGAUUUUUCACGAUUCGAUAAGUUAACCAUGGUCAUCAAUUGCGACAUUUCGGUAGUGAAUUUCCAAAUUAAAUAGGUAUCUGUAAACGAUUAGGCUAUUGUUAUUUAGGCUUUAUUAUUCGGAACGUUUUAAUCAUAAUUAAAAAGAGUACAACUUGUGUAUAUUAAAACCGAUCAGUAUUUUUUAAAAAAUUUUUUUACACAAAAAUGAUUACAUAUAUUAUAUAAUAUUUUACGAAGAUAUAAUUAUAAAAAUACAAUUGAAUAAUGAUUAUCAAUUGUUAUGAUUACAGUAAUUUUAUCUGUUUCCAAUUUUUUUUUUUUUAAAUUUCUUAUUAUUAUCCCGCAGUCGUUUAAAAAUGUGUCGUCCAUAAUUUAAAGUGGAGGUGUUCUACAAUCUGAAUAUUUUUGGCUAGAACCUCUAUAAUUCGAAUUUAUGUUAUACCUCAUAUUCGUAUUUAGUGAAAAUAAUACAUAUCAUUUUUUUUUCUGUUUUAGCUAUAGGCUUUUUAGACCAAACUGACAAACAUAUUUCUCUCCAUAUUUGUUCUAUCUCUUGUGAAAGCUUAUUAAUCUGUAUCUGGUUCCAUCAUCUUCCUAGCUCAGCCUGGAGCAUCCUAAUAAUGGUCUUUUUCCUGUUAGGCUAUUGUGUAGUACCAGAUGGAUAAAAUACUCUUAUUUGCACCAGGCAUGCCCAGCCCACUUAAAUAUAAUUUUAAAAUUGAAAAAUAAUGACUGCAAUGGUACAAUAAUAGUCUAUUAGUAGGUAAUUAUUAAUUAACAGUUGUAUUAAUUGAAUUGUGUCUUGCAAAGUAAAUUAAAUUAUAAAUAUGUAAUCAAAUUGUUCAACUCUUUAAUUCGAAUUAUUACUCCUUUUUUUCAUUGAUAAUUGAAACUCUUUCUAAUUCGAAACAUCUAUAAAUUGAAUUUACAGCUCGAUUCGAGAGUCUGCUUUAGUUAUUUCUAUAGUCUGAGAAUUAUUCGAUUAAAUUGUUUGUUGUGGGGAGGGGAACGGUUUUUUCCCUUACCUAAUUUAUUUGUGUAACAAAAUUAAUCAGUAGGUACGUUCAGUUUUAACGACAAAUGUGAAACUCUAAUGUUUAGCAUGGCACGAACGAUAGUAAUCAUUUACGUAGAUUAACCUCUAAACAUAUAAUAAUAAUAGAAUAUUAAUGAAAUUUUAUGUGCUUUUAUUGUUUUGUAGAUGUAUAGACCGGUGGUUUGAGGUGAACAGAUCAUGCCCUGAACAUCCUGGAGAUUAAGCCGUGUAUUGUACCAGUGUUGAACAAAACUAAUAAUGGGAAAUAUUUUAUUGAUGUAAUCAAAUCCUAUAUUUCACCGUUAUAUUAUAUUAUAUAUUAUUAUAUGUGUAUAAUUAUAUAUAUAUAUAUAUAUAUAUAUACAUUUUUUUUAUUAUUAUUAUUAUUUUUUUUUUUUAAAUGACUACUGUGAAAAGUUUGACAUCAAUCCCAACAAACUACGCUAUAAUACCAAUAUUAAUAAUACAUUAAAAAAAAAAAAAAUGUCAAAAUUAGAUCUUUACCGCUUUUGAUAUUUUGCAAUCUGGUUGUGAUUUGGCUGAUAAUUUGAAUAGUAUGUUUAUUGUCGGUUUUUGCUCGAUUUUAUAUUUUUAUUUACUAAUAUUACAUAUGACAUGAAAAUAUAAAAAACAGUCAACAAUAUUUUAUUUAGAAUUAAAAUAUAUUCUUUUUUCAUUUUUGUUAUUAAAUUGUAAACUAUCAUUCAAAAUUUAUAAAUAAUUAUAACAAUAUAAAAUUGAGCAAUAUUCUGUUGAAUUUAAAAAGUAAACUGACUUUAUUAAGUAAUUAAUUAGUAAUUAUAGUUGACGUUACAUAAAAUAAACAACUGUACAUAUCAUUUUUUUUCUUUAUUGGUAAAUUAACAUUAGUGUUGAAGUAAAAAUACUAUGAAUGUUUUCCUACCUUCUAUCUUAACUUUUUUUUUAUAUAUAUAUAUAUAUAGAAUUUUCAGUUAAAAUUAAUGUUUUGUACAUGCAACUAAUAAUAAUAAAUAUAAAAAAGUGUUGUAUAUUUUAUAAACCUUCUGAACGCAUCAGCGGCUAUAUUAUAGGUAUGCUAUUCCAGAAUAUUUUAAGAUUAUGUUUUAUAUUACUUCUGAUUUCGUAUGUUUGAUAAAAUAUCUAUCAUUAUUAUUAUUUUAAUUUUACCCAAUUUAUAAUAACAAUAUUGAAAUAGACUUAAGUGUUUUGUCGUUAUUUUUAAUCCUCAUACGGUGCAUUGUAACUUUGUUUUUGUUUUGUGUGUUUUUUUUUUUUAAAUUUUAUAACCGUUUAUGGGUAGUUAAUGUAAUGUAGUUUGGGAUUCUCUUUGUAUUACAUAUUCCAAUUUAUAUUAAAUGUAAAAUCAUUUUCAAACCGAAAAUGUAAUAUCAAUCCUAGUUUCAACCAAUUAAAUAAUUAUAUUCAAGUGUUUAAAAAUAAAUAAAUAAAAACUCGGAAACGCAACAAGAAGACUUAAUUUAUUGAUGUGUCACAUUAGCCCCUAAUACAUAUUUCCAUUUCGAUUAAGUGUACUAUAAUAUUAAACAGUGUACACAUUCGGGUACAAUAUCUUGUAAUCGUAUAGUGUUCCGUAAACUGCUAUUGUGCUAUUAUAUAAUAAUAUAAUUAAGUAUUAAAUAGGUACCUACAAUGAGCCUGCUUUAACUCUAUGCAUUUUUAAAGUUAUACGUUUUUUUCUUGAAAAUUAAAUAAUAGGAAAAAAAAAUUAAUAUUAACUGUUAUGUUGAACAAAGAAAUUAAAAAAAAAACAAAAAUGUAUUAUUCUUACCGAAAACCACUGUUUUAUGUGUGUGUGUGUCAUGUGAUUGUUAUAUACACGUGUACAUUUUUGAGAGUAAAGAGUUGUAACUAUUACAAUAUUGUUUUAACCGAUAAAAUUUAGUUCAAUAAAAUUAUUAUAUGUUUAUAAUUUUUAAUGUGUAAUAAUAUAAUUUUGUAUUAUGUAUACUGACGAAGAAAAUACAUGUUUCUGAUUUCUUUAUAUCGGCAGUAACAUAAUAUUAUUUUUAAACUACAUGUAAAAACUCAUUUAAAUUUAUUUUAUUUUGAUAUAAUAUCUAAACAUUUAUAUAAAAUUAUUGAAAAGACCAUACAUAAAUACAAAAUUGUGU